Perognathus longimembris pacificus (Pacific pocket mouse) is the source of this 376-nucleotide messenger RNA. RefSeq names its product ribosomal protein L37 (gene Rpl37). Gene Ontology annotation, cellular component: cytosolic large ribosomal subunit; ribosome. NCBI's taxonomy places the organism in Eukaryota, Metazoa, Chordata, Mammalia, Rodentia, Heteromyidae. Bases 33 to 326 code for a protein of 97 amino acids. The transcript has 4 exons. The record is from RefSeq and is a predicted model, not a curated record. Gene Ontology annotation, molecular function: RNA binding; structural constituent of ribosome. Gene Ontology annotation, biological process: translation.
CCGGCCUCUUUGGUCUCGGCGGCAGUGGCGAGAUGACGAAGGGAACGUCAUCCUUUGGAAAGCGUCGCAAUAAGACUCACACGUUGUGCCGCCGCUGCGGUUCUAAGGCCUACCACCUUCAGAAGUCGACGUGUGGCAAAUGUGGCUACCCUGCAAAACGCAAGAGAAAGUAUAACUGGAGUGCCAAGGCUAAGAGACGAAAUACUACCGGAACUGGUCGGAUGAGGCACCUAAAAAUUGUCUACCGCAGGUUCAGGCAUGGAUUCCGUGAAGGAACAACACCUAAACCCAAGAGAGCAGCUGUUGCAGCAUCCAGUUCGUCUUGAGAUUUUCAAAGAUUAGCCAUGCAAUAAAUGUUUUGGUUUAAAAAAAAAAA